CCUGGUUGGACGUAUAGCGGUGCGGUAUUUCCCAGAAUGCAACAAGUUUGUCUCAAGAAGCAAGUGAAGAAAUUAUGGACAAUACAUACAAGACACGUCAAAAUGAAAGGGCACAAUAAACUGAUGAUGAGGGCACUGUAUCUGCUCCUGCCAUUUCCUCUUCUCCUCGCCAUUCCUGUUUCUGCUUCCCACAAUGCAACGGCAGAGCCCCACAUUGGGAGCGCAACCGUGACUGUGCAGGGUGUCACAGCUGGUGGGGUGACAGACCAGCUGAAUGCUCCGAUCACGGAAACAGAGGACUAUUCAGCCGCACAAGCACUAGCCUUGCUGGACAGGGAAACGACCAAUGCAAUAGAGCACAGAGAUGAAGGUUUUGAAAGAGAUUUCAACAGCCAUAACACAACAUCAGGAAACUCUUACAUUACGGCGAAUGUAAUAAGUGGGCAGGCAACCCGGGAAGACGGCGCCUGGUACACAACUCCACCAAAUCUCAGGACUGAAGAAUCACAAAACGAUAUGACUGGGAAGACUGUAUCACACAACACAUACAAAAUGGAGUGGCCAACCAAAAGCACCUCGACCACUGAUCCUUUUCCCAGCAACACAGAGUUACACAACAACAGUGCUGUCAGAGACGGUGAUUUAAAUAAUACAGCCAUAUGGGCCGAUGGUGCGAAUACCUCAACGAUGCCUCCGCACACUGAGACAGAUUUCAACAGCACCGUUACACGCACGUACAGAGACUCAUACCCAGCUGUGCACGAGGAGCAUGUAACAGACUCAUAUCCAACUGUGGACAAGGAGAAUGUAACAGACUCAUAUCCAACAGUGCAUGAAGAGAAUGUAACAGACUCAUAUCCAACAGUGCAUGAAGAGAAUGUAACAGACUCAUAUCCAACUGUGGAUGUGGAGAAUGUAACAGACUCAUAUGCAACUGUGCAGGAGGGGAAUGUAACAGACUCAUAUCCAACUGUGGACAAGGAGAAUGUAACAGACUCAUAUCCAACAGUGCAUGAAGAGAAUGUAACAGACGCAUAUCCAACUGUGGACAAGGAGAAUGCAACAGACUCAUAUGCAACAGUGCAUGAAGAGAAUGUAACAGACUCAUAUCCAACUGUGCAUGAAGAGAAUGUAACAGACUCAUAUCCAACUGUGCAUGAAGAGAAUGUAACAGACUCAUAUCCAAUUGUGGACAAGGAGAAUGUAACAGACUCAUAUCCAACUGUGCAGGAGGGGAAUGUAACAGACUCAUACCCAGCUGUGCAGGAGGGGAAUGUAACAGACUCACAUCCAACUGUGCAGGAGGGGAAUGUAACAGACUCAUAUCCAGCUGUGCAGGAGGGGAAUGUAACAGACUCAUACCCAGCUGUGCAGGAGGAGAAUGUAACAGACUCAUAUCCAACUGUGCAGGAGGGGAAUGUAACAGACUCAUACCCAACUGUCCAGGAGGGGAAUGUAACAGAUUCAUAUCCAACUGUGCAGGAGGGGAAUGUAACAGACUCAUACCCAGCUGUCCAGGAGGGGAAUGUAGCAGACUCAUACCCAAAUGUGCAGGAGGGGAAUGUAACAGACUUGUGUACAAACAAGAACAAGACAACCCAAGACAAACCAUCGUUCCCCUCUGCACACCGCAAACUGAUCUGCUUCAUCACUCUGUGGGUUCUGGGAGUGACCGCAACAGUCUUCCUAUGGGUCACCGUGUUCCUGGGGGUUCGACUCUCAAUCCAGAGGAAGAGGAAGAGGGGCGGCGUGGACGAAGAGGAGACGAGGGGAGCGGAGCAACGGGGGACGAGCCUCUGGCUUCGGCCCACGGGGACGGCGGAGGAAAGGGCGGAGUUUUGGUACGCCAACGGGUCCUGCGCCGCUCCGGGAGGCACGGGGCCAAACGAGCGGAGAGAGAGGAGGACCGGAGAGGGGGACGAAACGAGAAGGAAGGAGAGAGAGACCGAGGACCUCUGGGUCCAGCCCAAAGUGACGCUGGCAGAAAUAACUGAGUUUUGGUACGCGCACGGGAAAGCCAAACAGGACGAGGACAGUGAGCAACUAUGAGAGAGAGACAGGACGAGCCGCAAUAGUUCUGUUUGGAUUUAGGAACUACCGUCAGUUUUUUAUAUAUGAAAAGUUGUGUAAAAGUUGUGUAAGUCGCUCUGGAUAAGAUUGUCUGCUAAAUGCCUGUAAUGUAAAUGUAAAUGUUAUAUAGAUAAUCUUUGUACAGAACUAGUCUCCAACUAUUUGAUUUCCUUUUUUUAAUUAACAAAAGAAAUGCUGACCAAAAACCAUGAGGUUAUAUGAGUGGUUUACAAACAAAAGAUAAAAAAAAUAUUUAAAAAUAUA
Molecule: messenger RNA, 2334 nt
Organism: Anguilla anguilla (European eel)
Lineage: Eukaryota; Metazoa; Chordata; Actinopteri; Anguilliformes; Anguillidae
Exons: 2
Coding region: 37-2049 (670 amino acids)
Source: RefSeq, a predicted model, not a curated record